AUGGAAACCAGAGUCGAAAUGAAAGAAUCAACAGAAGCUGUUCCAAAAAGCAAUGUAUCUGAAGUUCAGGUGAAGAAAUUUUCUCGACUUCGAGGUGGCGGUUAUUGUCAUGGUCUUUGUUGUGCUAUCGUUGUUAUUACUAUUCUUAUUGUUAUUGGUUUAAUUAUUCUGAGUGCUGCCGGUUAUUUUUAUAAUAAUGAUAAUAAUAAUACCAAUGCUCGUAAUGCUGUUGUUGCUGGUGGUGUUAUUCUUGCGAUUGGUAUUCUUGGAUGUUUUGGUGCUAUAUGUCAAGCCUGUCAAGAUUCUUGCGAUUUUUGUUGUAAGUGUCAUCUUACUUGUUAA
This is a messenger RNA of Adineta steineri, 342 nucleotides long. The record is from the annotation of a GenBank genome assembly. NCBI's taxonomy places the organism in Eukaryota, Metazoa, Rotifera, Eurotatoria, Adinetida, Adinetidae.